Messenger RNA from Fusarium verticillioides 7600, 483 nucleotides. RefSeq lists its product as hypothetical. NCBI's taxonomy places the organism in Eukaryota, Fungi, Ascomycota, Sordariomycetes, Hypocreales, Nectriaceae. The transcript has a single exon. Bases 1 to 483 code for a protein of 160 amino acids. The record is from RefSeq and is a predicted model, not a curated record.
AUGGCCUGCGAUACCUCCACUAGUACACCGCCUGAUACCUCAAUAAGCUCCCAAAAUGGCCUUCCUACAGGCAGCUUCCUCCUCGACCCUAUCCGCCAGAUCUGUAUAUCACACCUACACCUCACAUCCAUCCAAACCGCGAAGCCCAACAAUCCAACAACAUGUAUGAGCCUCCUCAACCUCGAUGUGAACAAAUACCCGUUCAACGACCCCGACAAGCUUUGUAUUCCGACGACACGCGAGUUCCACUCUGCCAACGAUGCAGUUGUGGUGGCAACUUUCAAGGCCUUUGGGAAGUUGGACAAGGAAAAGUACGAGGAGGGGUGGGAUGCUGUUAUAAGUUGCGCGGGCGUUUUGAUGGACCUGCGUGCUAGGGAUGUUUAUUUGCGGGAGAUUUUGCCUACGAUUCAAAGUGAGGGUACCGAUGGAUGGAAGAAGACUUGUGACGAGUGGAUUCUGAAAGCUAAGACAGGAGCUCAGUAA